This is a messenger RNA of Ipomoea nil (Japanese morning glory), 2471 nucleotides long. RefSeq names its product mitogen-activated protein kinase kinase kinase YODA-like. Gene Ontology annotation, biological process: protein phosphorylation. The record is from RefSeq and is a predicted model, not a curated record. Lineage: Eukaryota; Viridiplantae; Streptophyta; Magnoliopsida; Solanales; Convolvulaceae. Gene Ontology annotation, molecular function: protein kinase activity; ATP binding. The transcript is spliced from 10 exons. The coding region runs from base 186 to 2000 and encodes 604 amino acids.
UAGAAAUGCGACAUUUGGCCUGCGAUUGCGACCACUCCACUACCCCAAUCAUGUUCUCGCCGUCAUCCUAGUCGUUGCGGAUUCAUCCUCCAUUUUUUCCGGUGGACUGAACCGCCGUGCAAAAGAAUCGUAUAUUGAUGAUUGGUCGGUCAUUCAUAACGUAACCACAACAAAUUAAAACGAACAUGCAUGCAAUAAAUACAAGAAAAUCUCCGGCGACGCCGUGGUGGCAAAGAUCGUCGUCCUGGCCGGUCAAUUCCGGCAACGCGGGUUUAGACGGUGGCGUGAUUGUCGAGAGUGGAAGAAAAGGCGGCGACAAGUUCGCCUCCUUCGGAAUCUCUUUUUUGUUCCGCCGGCGGCGGCUGAGCAGCCGUGUCAGGAAGCUCCGCCACGUUACCGACCACGACUCCGACGAGUUUGUUCCGAGUAAAUAUAGUUCGUUGGAUCAUUCACUAGCUAGGUCGUCCUCCGCCGAAACACACAGUUCAUCGGAUCUCUCUCUAGGCAGGUCGUCCUCCUCCGGAUCCCAGCCGUCACCUCUGCCGCUCCCCCCGCCGGAAGUGCAGGCUCUCCUCCGGCGAGACGCCAAUUCGUCCCCGUAUUUCGGUAAAGCCCAUCUCCCUUCGCCGACGAAGUCGCAUCCUCGCCGAGACGGAGAUAAAAGCAGGGAAACACUCGAUUCUCAUUCUGAAUCCCCCGGCGACGAAGCUCAUUUACUACAGAGAUUUUUUAACCAGGCUGCUGGAAGAACAAGAGAGAAUCAAGUAAGUCACUCCAGGAAGUCGCCGGCGCGGGAGCCUGAAAAACUCUCCGGCCCGAGUUUAGAUGCAAGCUUCUGUUACUGGUUAUCGCCGGAGAAGAAGACCGCAUCCAGCAUUGACAAUUCUCCGACUCAAAGUCCUAAUCGGAGCUCAAGAAACGCAACUGGCUCUGCAUCUCCUUUAACAAGGCGUGGAAACAAUGCUCAGGCCAACAACGUUCACCGCCUGCCACUUCCUCCCGGCGCCGCCUCCCCCUGCCGGAAACAAGACCAGAUGCCCUUAAAAGGGCAGUGGCAAAAGGGAAAGCUCAUUGGGCGUGGGACAUUUGGCAGCGUUUACAUAGCCUCCAACAGGAAAACUGGAGCAUUAUGUGCAAUGAAAGAAGUUGAAAUAUUCCCGGAUGAUCCAAAAUCUGCAGAAUGUAUAAGGCAAUUAGAGCAGGAAAUUAAAGUUCUUAGCAACCUUAAACACCCAAACAUUGUGCAGUAUUAUGGCAGUGAAAUAGUUGGUGACAGGUUUUUCAUAUAUCUUGAAUAUGUUCAUCCUGGUUCUAUCAACAAGUUCAUUCGUGAUCAUUGUGGAGCAAUUACAGAAUCUGUUGUUCGUAGCUUCACCCGUCAUAUCCUUUGUGGUUUGGCUUACUUGCAUAGCAAAAAAACCAUCCACAGAGAUAUCAAGGGGGCUAAUCUGCUUGUUGAUGCGUAUGGUGUAGUCAAGCUUGCUGAUUUCGGGAUGGCUAAACAUCUUUCUGGGCAAGCAGGGCCGCUUUCUUUGAAGGGAAGUCCAUACUGGAUGGCCCCAGAGCUUUUGCAGUCAGCUGCAGCUAGGGAUCCUAAUGCUGAUCAUGCUUUAGGUGUUGACAUAUGGAGUUUGGGUUGCACUAUAAUCGAAAUGAUGAAUGGGAAACCGCCUUGGAGCGAGAACGAAGGGGCUGCAGCCAUGUUCAAGGCUCUGAAGGAAUCUCCACCAAUACCAGAUUCACUCUCACCUGAAGGGAAAGAUUUCUUGCGGUGCUGUUUCUGUAGAAACCCGGCAGACAGGCCGACGGCUAGCAUGUUGUUAGAGCACCAGUUCAUAAAGAACUCUCAUCAGCUACAUUUUCCUCACUGUGUCCGCUCACCAAACGGCCUCAAACUAACUGAUAAUCUGCAGAUUAAGAAAGAGCAUUAUCGGUAUCAGAAACACGAGAAAGGGAAACUGUUCCCUAACACAUUGCCCUCAAAGGAACUUCGAGCAUGACAGAAUGAAUCCAAAGUGUUGUCAUUUCCUUGCCCACAAAACGUGAAAUCUCGAUCUUAAUUAGUGUUUUUUGACUGUAAAGGUUUACAUACAUGACCAGAAUCUUGAGUGGAAGACUUCCAGUUCUCCAGUUAGGAUCAGGUAUAAGCUAGCUGUGCAAAAGCUACAGCUCAUUUUUUCGCCAUGGAUCGUUUUUAUUUGUCCAGACUAAACACAAACUGGGUAGAAUUUACAAUUUACAAUAAAAGUGUAAAUGGAUAACAAUUUUUACAUGGGAACCAAAUAGGUUAAAACCAUGGAUUUUUUUUUAUUUUUUAUUUUUCUGCCCAAAAGAGUCAAAUCUCGGUUUGGGCAGUGGGUAAUUGUAAGAAAUUUGUGAGUGAGUUAUGGUAGGAAUACAUGUGAUGGAAUUUUAUUAUUCUGUAAUUCAUAUAAAUUAAACAAUUAUAUUUAUUAACAUCUUGAUUGGUC